This is a messenger RNA of Helicoverpa zea (corn earworm), 2216 nucleotides long. Its product is annotated as fatty acyl-CoA reductase wat-like. Gene Ontology annotation, cellular component: peroxisome. Gene Ontology annotation, biological process: long-chain fatty-acyl-CoA metabolic process. Lineage: Eukaryota; Metazoa; Arthropoda; Insecta; Lepidoptera; Noctuidae. Bases 333 to 1916 code for a protein of 527 amino acids. The transcript is spliced from 9 exons. The record is from RefSeq and is a predicted model, not a curated record. Gene Ontology annotation, molecular function: alcohol-forming very long-chain fatty acyl-CoA reductase (NADP+) activity.
CCAAAAAUAAACCGAGUUCUCCCUUUUGGCCUUCCCUUCGAUUAAAAAAACAACUUUUAACUUGUUUGUUCAUUACGUCAAAAACAGGAAAACCCUUCACACGAGUUUCGGGAAUUUUGACAAUCUUCUUAAUUUUCUUUUUAUUUUUUUUUUUUUUCAAAUAAAAUUGUAGUUUUUUAAACAGUCCUUUUUAAAACUCAACUUAUAUAAAAAAUUGAGAGAAAAUUAACAUCCGACUGAAAAAAGUGUCUACGUAUAUUAAAGGGUCUACUUUGCAGUUUUAACAGCAAUCAGUUUUCGUAUUUAAAACCUAAAAUUUAAGUUAAAAAACCAUGGAUCCAGCUCAAGAAUUUGAGGCUAAAAUGCUUUUGAGACAGCAACCAAUGAACGAUGUGAUAGACAGAGGUGAUUCGGUAGUUCAGAAGUUCUACCGGGGGGCUACCGUGUUCGUGACAGGCGGCUCCGGCUUCCUCGGCAAGCAGCUCGUAGAGAAACUUUUCAGGGCAUGUAAACUGAAGAAAAUGUUUCUUCUGCUGCGACCAAAGAAAGGGAAAUCGAUGCAAGAGAGAUUGGAGUACAUGCUACAAGAUUCAGCAUUUGACGUGGUGCGCGAAAAGCGUCCUCGCUUCGCAGACAAGAUUGUGCCAGUCAAUGGCGAUGUGGCUGAUGUUAGGCUUGGCCUUAGUGAUGCGGAUUGGGCCACAAUCACAGCGGAGGUGGAUAUUGUGAUUCACAUGGCAGCUACCAUACGGUUUGACGAGCCUCUGAAUGUUGCCACGCUGACUAACGUCCGCGGGACCAGAGAGACGUUGGAACUAGCCAAGAAAUGCAAGAAACUCAGGAACUACGUCUACGUCUCCACAGCAUACAGCCAGGCGACUGAGGAGAGGAUAGGCAAGGAUGUGCUGGAGCAGUUCUAUCCAUGUCCCGUGGCUCCUAACGUCAUGAUAGCCAUGGCUGAGCGGAUGGAUGUGACCAGACUUAAUGGCAUUACUCCGGAGUUGACCAAAGGAUGGCCGAACACAUAUGCCUUCACGAAAGCCAUUGCUGAGGAGAUGGUGAGGAUCUAUGCUGCCGACCUCCCCGUCUGCGUUGUCAGACCACCUAUAGUUGUAGGCGGUUACCGAGAGCCGAUGCCAGGCUGGUUAGACAUGAGCAGCGUCAUGGGACCCAGUGGGAUAUUAGUAGGAGUAGCCUUGGGAAUUCUACACGUAUUCUUCGUAGAUAUCCACAAGGGGUUAGCUCUAACACCUGUAGAUUUGGUGAACAAUGCCAUUAUAACUGCAGCCUGGGACUCCAUGGACAGAAGGAAGAUUACCAAUGACGUGCCAAUUUAUACUGUGACGGAUAAGGAAAUGUUUAUUAAGUGGGAACUCGCUCGCGACGUGAUGAACAAUUCAAGACAACUGGCCUCUGUUAAAGCAGUCUGGUACUGCUACUUGAUAGAAACAAGCAACAAACUGAAAUACUUUCUCCUGACAUGGUUAAUACAUUACAUACCCGCGUACCUGCUCGAUGGAGUCUGUGCGGUAUUGCCUUUUAGAGCCAAGGGAAUACCACCGUUUGUCUCAAUAUACACAAAAAUCGACAAACUAUCAUUCAUCUACAGAUAUUUUCUAUCCAACUCUUGGCAAUUUGGUAACGAAAACCUCAAAUCUAUGAUGGAUAGCAUGUCCGAUACCGACAAGGCAAUAUUCAAUUUUGACAUGAAGAAAGUUUCUAAGCCAGAUUUACUGAAAAUCUGGCUUAUUGGUGUAAGGAAAUAUAUUCUAAAAGAUGGCUUAAAAGGUAGUUCUGUUGCGGUAAAAAAUCAGAAGCUAUUUUACAUAGCAAAUUGCUUUAUAUUUGUGUUGUAUUUCUAUAUUUGGUGGACGCUGUUUUCUGUAUUUUGGGCGGUUUUUAAAUAUAUGUUUUGAUGUAUUUUUUGUCGUUUUAUUUGUUAAUGAUUUCUUUACUACUAUUAUAAAAAAUGGAAGGUCUCGACUCACAGCCAUUGCUGAUUUUAGAUUUAAAAACCAGAGUAAAAAUAAGAUGAGUAUAUAUGUAUUUAUGAAUAUAUAUGUAGUUUUUCAGUUGUGCCAGCACCUAUAACACAAGCUAUUAAAUAGCUUACCAUAGGGCUUAAGGCGACGAAUUGGUCAACAAUAAUUCCAUAACCGGCACGCGCAUCUAAGGCGCCAAAAGGGGUCGGAGCGUCUGAGCGGGGCGAGGAUAAC